AUGUCUGUCGGCGUACGAGCCGUCGCGGAUCGUAUUGUCUCGCCAGACGCUCCCCGUGAUCCCAGCUUCAACUUCUCCUUCAGUCCGUUCCUCGCAAAAACCUUUAGUUUUGGUCUCGCCUCAGACGUGCCUGUAUGCAAAGCCUAUCGAGAAGGCCACUGCCCUCUAGGCCCAACAUGUCCGGACAGACACCCUACCCCGUCUCGGAUCUCCUCCGCCACAUCCCCCGCAAUCUCCGCCUCUACCCAUGGCACCCUCGUCUGCAAACACUUCCUCAAAGGUCUAUGCAAAAAGGGCAUCAAGUGCGAGUAUCUACAUGAGUAUAAUCUACGACGAAUGCCCGAGUGUCAGAAUUUCGCUCGUACCGGAUAUUGCCCCAAUGGUGAUGAAUGUCUCUAUCAACACGUCCCCGAGGAGGCCAAGUUACCACCUUGCGAACACUACGAGAGGGGAUUCUGUGAGCUAGGCCCACUGUGUGCGAAGAAACAUGUGCGCAAGAAGCUAUGCCGGUUCUAUCUGGCUGGAUUUUGCCCCGAGGGCCGUGCCUGUCUUGAAGGUUCACAUCCUCGGUGGCCCGAUAAUUUGCCAAAGCCAAUGAUCAAAGUGGCGAAGACGGAGGCGGAUUUGGAACGGGAGAGAGCGAGGAUAAGGGAGGAGCAGGAGAAGGAGGAAGAGAGGGAGAGGGAAUGGAGGAGGGAGAAUCGUGGUCGUGAUGGUCGGUUUGGUAGAGGGCGGUACAGAGGGAAGAGAUGA
Messenger RNA from Paracoccidioides brasiliensis Pb18, 753 nucleotides. Its product is annotated as mRNA 3'-end-processing protein yth1. Gene Ontology annotation, molecular function: RNA binding; metal ion binding. The transcript has a single exon. The coding region runs from base 1 to 753 and encodes 250 amino acids. The record is from RefSeq and is a predicted model, not a curated record.